This is a messenger RNA of Strongylus vulgaris, 758 nucleotides long. Lineage: Eukaryota; Metazoa; Nematoda; Chromadorea; Rhabditida; Strongylidae. The record is from the annotation of a GenBank genome assembly.
UUGAGUUUCCGUCACUUAUUUUCUAAAUUUAAAUUUUAUCCAAUUAUAGAUAGCUUUACAAAGUAUGCGAUUACUAAUGCUCAACAACCCUCCUCGUCCGUUCGGCCGGCGACUCCUCUUGGUCCUCCCGCACAUUACCCACAAAUCCUCUCCUCAUCCCCUCUUUCGCCUCAUUGCAGUAGUAGUGGCGCUUCAGAUACGAUCUCGGUGUGCAUCUCUGAUCCUGAUCAUGACAGUGAUAAAAUGUCCGUAUUAUCAGAAGCAGACUCUGGUGUUGUGUGUAGUCGAAGUGAGGAAUUAUCCCUUUUUAUCUCCUUUUCAAAAUUUUCUGAAAAAAUCUGCAAAAUUUUCUCAGCAUCCCGACCAUCUUCUAUAGUUGGCCCACCCAUUCCACGAAUACCCAGUAUUUUAACCCCAUCAACAACUUCCCGACCAUCUUCUAUAGUUGGCCCACCCAUUCCACGAAUACCCAGUAUUUUAACCCCAUCAACAAGUGGGGUUAUUAUUUCUUGUGGUGUUUGUCAAAAACCGUCAUAUUAUGCUGAUGAAGUGGCUAUCUCAAAUGCUCCAACGAAUAUGGCAAUACAAAAUCUCUGUGAGGAGAAUAUCAAGCCAGCUACGGUGUACUGUGAACAAUGUGAUAUAUACUAUUGCCAACCUUGCCAAGUAGCCUUGCACCCAGCACGAGGGCCAUUGGCCAAACACUCGUUGGUCAGCGCAUCUCAAAGGCAAGUUUUUUUGAAACUUUUCUCAUAGUU